Molecule: messenger RNA, 1266 nt
Organism: Pyrenophora tritici-repentis Pt-1C-BFP
Lineage: Eukaryota; Fungi; Ascomycota; Dothideomycetes; Pleosporales; Pleosporaceae
Source: RefSeq, a predicted model, not a curated record
AUGGAUAGCCCUUCUCUGCGCAAGCCUUGUGCUGAGGAAGAAAAGACAGAGUUGGAAGACGCACGAACUGCCAUACUACUUGCCUUGUAUGGAGACUCAGCUACCCUUGAACCGAAUGAGCAGUAUAAAUUGACUCAUUUGACUCAUAUGAUCGGCUCAAUUGACGUCCGCACGCAGAGCCUGGAUAUUCGGACAUUGAGCGGACAACUUUGGAAAAUUGGCGAAAGCAGGCUCUUCCACAUCACCGAACUACUGAGCAUGAUUCUGCAGGACGCUGGCCCGGAAGCUCAGGUUCAGGCUUUGCUCGAAUUCUCACGUGUUCACGCCCCAGUCGAAUAUGGCCAGUCCCUGGAUCCAGAUUUGUCGAUAGUCUUGCAGCCAAGCCAGCAAGAGGUUGCAGAAUUUGAGCUGCACGCCAAGAGACUGUUAGAAAGGCGUCGCCAUACCUCUCUGGAUAAGACGCUCUACUUUCCUGCACGGUUCACUCAGUUGAACAACUUAUCCGAUGAUAUCAAUGCAGCGCUUAACAAGAUGAAUGAUGACAACACACACCAGCUAGAGGUUAUGCUAGCACCAAACACUGGCCCUUGCUGGUUGGAUUUCAGUCAGGUCUCAACAAAUCCCUACUUCAAACAGCUGUUUGACAAAGGUCACCGCUUUGUGCAGCGUCUCGGUCGUUGGGAGAUAACACUGCGUCCUCCAACAGUGACUGGCGAUCUCCUCACGAUGAAGAGUGGUAUCAUUCGCACCCUCCAAGAUGCCAUCGGUUCAAUGCAUGUCACAUGUCCGCCGACAAAAAGCCUGGGAAUCUGUCACUUUGAUCGAACAGGAGAAGGAUAUCCCAGUCAGAGUGUUUUAAUCACACGGAUAUGUAGCGAUGACGGGAUACGCGUCGCUGAACUCCUCGACACCCUCGAAAAAAUCGCGCCCAAAGUACUAUCAACUUGGAUGACGAACGCUCAACAUCUUCGCGAUGAGCAAAUUCCCAGCUCGCACUGGUUUGACGACUCUUGGCGUAUGCUUGGCGCGCCAAAAAUCACCAUUCAUCUUGAUAACGCCAUGAUGCCCUCUGCAGAAGUCGACUAUGAAGCCUUCCCAAGACCCGACUUUGACAACAUCACCAUUGAAUCCAUUCUGAGAGGGGAUUUUGAUAGAAUUGGUGACUUCAAACGUCAUCGGCCACGAGAGGACGAGUGGAUCCCCAAGGAGCUCUUCGAGCCUAUGAAGUCGGAGACAGGGCGGCAUCCUAUCAACUGGGAUACCUGA